Porites evermanni is the source of this 750-nucleotide messenger RNA. The record is from the annotation of a GenBank genome assembly. Lineage: Eukaryota; Metazoa; Cnidaria; Anthozoa; Scleractinia; Poritidae.
AUGACAGCUCUCCCGAGAGGAAUUGCACUCAUCAUAAACAUCAAGUCGUUUGCUAGUGAUCGGUGGCAAUCUCGCAUUGGGUCCGACAAAGAUGUUCGUGACGCUAAACAGUUGUUUACUGAUCUCGGUUUCAUGGUACGAACGUUAGUGAACCUUUCAAGAAUAGAGCUCCUGAAUGAAGUUGAUGCCAUCUCCAAAGAGGAUCACCAUGCCUAUAAUUGUUUUGUGCUGUUGCUUAUGAGCCAUGGCAAGAGCGGUGUAGUGGUCUGUUCCGACGAUCAAACCUUACCUAUUCAGUCAAUCCUUGAUGUGUUAGCCAAUUGCCAUACGCUGUGGGGUAAACCAAAACUCCUUUUUAUUCAGGCGUGCAGAGGAGAAUUAGAAGAUGUGGGUGUUCCCUUUCGCUCUAGUAACCUGGUCAGUCAAGCUGAAGUUGAUUCCCCUAUUGAUAAAGAAAGGCAACCGGAAACCAGAGUACCUACCUAUGCAGAUUUUCUGGUAGCUUCUUCCACAGUCGAUGAUUAUGUCUCCUACAGGGGUGAUGUUGAUGGAAGCUACUAUGUCCGCUGUCUCGUUGAAGUCUUUCGAGAACGAGUGUCUUACCUCCACCUUAAUGACAUGUUGACGAUAGUUAACAACAGAGUCAGUAACAUGGAAGCCCCGCGGCAAUCAACAAACAGAAAUGAAUACAGACUCGGUAAACAAAUACCUGAAGUUAGACAUACUUUGCGGAAACAAGUCCGUUUCUAG